Messenger RNA from Pocillopora meandrina, 3834 nucleotides. The record is from the annotation of a GenBank genome assembly. NCBI's taxonomy places the organism in Eukaryota, Metazoa, Cnidaria, Anthozoa, Scleractinia, Pocilloporidae.
CAUCUCGUGGUUUUGUGUUCUUUUGUUGUUGUAGGGUAAUACUUAUUGGUUGAAACAGCGAACGAAGUAUCCCUCGGGAUGCAUUUUAUGGCCCUUACUAGAACCAAAUAUUAGAUCUAGCACUUGGAUCUUGAAUAUUGUCUCGGGUUGAACAGCGUAAAGCUACGAGUUAACCUUUGAUCAUGAGUAAUACUACGACAAGUGAAACUACAAAACUGCACAAAGAACUCGAGACCGAGAAAGCCAACGAAGAACUGGAGUCAAUCAUGGUUGUUUAUAAUGGCAAACAACACACAGUGAAGUUUCCAGUCAACGCCAACGCAAAAGUUAUCAGUCAAAGUAUUAAGAAAGUAACAGGAGUGAAAGGGUCGUUUUACGUGCAUUUUGGCGAAAAGACAAACAACUAUUUACACUCUUCAAGCGUGACUAGUGGAAAUCUCGCUAAACUUGCAGGGCAGCCUCUCGAGCUUAGAGGUGGAAACGGUAAGUUCAAGUUUUCGUGACUGAGUUUGUCUGUGUUUAAAGCUCCGGUUUGGAAUACGAAAGUGCGGUUUGAGCUUAUUUAACAAUGGGACAGUGAUUGCUAAUAUUUUGAUACUCGGCGAAGUACUUUGGACUUUGAUUACUUUCCAUCCUUACACGAAUAUUUUUUCCUCUGGUUAUUCGUUUUAAGCAAAUCACAUAUAACUUUGAUUCACUUUCUUUAUUUUUAUGGGCCCCUGUCACCUCUCAUAAGUUUGUUUGCCCUCCUAACGACUAAGCAGACAUCUACGAUCUACCUCAAUCUACUGUAAUAUUGAGGACUGGGUGUUGGCGAAGCGUUUAAACGUGACGCGCGAUUAAGCUAAAAAUUAUUACGUGACGCAUCGAUUUUGUAAAAAGACAAGUAAAGUGAAGUUUAAACUUUUUCUCUUUAAAUUCGUGAAGCUUGGAACUCUGUUUUAAGUACACGUGACGUGUGAGUUUGGCUAAAAAUUGGAGCCCCCCCCCCCCCUUAACAAGUAUUCACUGAAGUGGAGGUGGCUAGUAGUGGAUAUUUACCAAGCUACAAAGGAGAGAAGUGAAUAUCCACUGAUAGCCACCAGCACUGAGGUGAGUAGAUGUUUUAGUACAUACUAAGACAGUGAGAUAGUACAGCACGAAGAGAUUACUUAGACUUGUUUUUUCCUGCAAUGGUUAUAAUGUUUUGGGGUGCAAACAUAGCACAUAAUCUCUUGGAGUUGAAUAGUAAAUGUUAUUCAGAGUUUGAGUACCAAAUCAGAGUGUGCCUUUAAUGCUAUUCACUAUUUCUGGUGAAUACUGAACAGUUUUAUCCAAGAUUAUUCCAGGUGGUUUUUAAAUUAUGUUGGCUUGAGAAUGAGUAUCCUCAGAAAAUACAUAUACAAGCUGUAGAAAUAAUUGGUAUAAAAAUUAACCCAUAACAGAUUAAAAUCAAGCUCAGCAUUUUCCUCCAUGUUAUUCACAGAAACUACUGACCAUGAAACAAGUAUUGUAUUUACAUUGCACCCUCUUGGGAUUCAAGCUCUCCGUGCCACUACAACACAGUAUGCUCAACUCUAGAGAACAUCUUUUAGACCUAAUAGCUUCCAAAAUUUAAUUCUGAGGUAUGAAGUUGAAAACAUUUUGUAACUUCGAUUGUUUACUUCUAAUAACAAUGUCACAGAUUUAACCUUGUGCACUCUAACAUCAUCAUGCAUAUUCUCCAUACUGUUCUCUAUAUAUUUUCUAGGUUCUAACAAGGAAAAUUUGUAAAAACACCAAGAGCCUUAUUAGUUGCUGAUCAUUUCCUAUAUUCUUGUGACUGAAACAUUUUAUUCAGGGAUGAUAUUGUCAGGAGAAAUUAGAACCUUGUCUCUGUUAAGGAUUAAAGGGUUAAUGUAACAGUUAACUAUCAAAUCAGUUAUUUAUUAUUGGGAAGCUUUACUGAAUUACUGAUUACUAAAUUUUUUUUAAAUCACCAGCAUUUAACAAAGGAGGUGAUUCUAUAUGGUACUAUAACAGUCAAGCCCUCAAACCUGAAGUUACAAAAAAGUGCAGGGAGAUGGAAAUUGUACCAUUUGAUAACCCUCCUUAACUACUGUCAUCAAAAGAAUGUGGAGUAAAUGAUCAAUAGGUUAUAAGGCAUGCAGAUAUUGGCCUUCUCUCGUCUGAUUCAUUUACAACAAAUACCAUAGUGUGAAGACGUGUGCUUUUGGAAGCAUUCAAGUGUGGUUGUUCUGGUGAAGUUUGUUGAGUGAUGCAAAGACUGUCAGAGACAGCUAAGAAAAGUGAGCAGUUAAUGAAAAUAUCACCUGAAUACAGUUAAUUAUAACUGGAAAUAAACUGUCAUGAAAUAAACCAAAUUAACCCUUCAACUCUCAAGAUCUGAUUGUCAAUUCUCCCCUCUAACUGACUCACAAUUCCUUGUAAAUAAGUUAUGAAAAUUUGGUGUUAGCUCAAGAUAACAACUUCUUCCCGAUAAGUUCGAGUAUUCUCAUUACCUAGUGGCCAGAUAAUGUACAGAUAUCAUAGGGAGAAGUUACAAGUCAAUCAAUUCUGGGAGUUAACCCUUUCACUCCCAUGAGUGACCGAGACAGAAUUUCUCCUUACAAUAUCAAUACAAUAUCAAGCAGGCAGGUGAUGAGAAUAGAGAAGAAUAUUGAUCAUGGGAUUAUUAGUUGAUCCAAUACCAAAUUCUCUGAACUAACAUCUUAAGAAUUGUAUGGCAGAUAGUAAGGAGAAUUACUAAUUAGAUCUUGGGAGAGAAAGAGUUAAAGGGUUAAAAAAUAGAUGCCAUUUUGCCAUGCCUCUGUGUUGCAAGAGAUCACAGAUGACAUCAAAAUAAAGCAAGAACUAAAAAGUGGCACACGAGGUGCAGCUGUGUGUCAUUAAAUGAAAUGUUCUAACUACAUUUAAUGUCGUUUGUGAUUUAUUACUGUGCAGACCCACAGCAAUAUGGAUUCUACUUGUUUUAUACAUUAAGAAGCAAAAUGUCGUCAAUUCUGACAUCAUAUAUGGACCUCUCUUUCAGUAGAUCAUAACUAAAAACUUAUCAAAAUGCAUAUAUAAUUCAGCUUAUCAUAUAAUUUUAAUGAUAUAAUUCUUUGUAUCAAGUUGUGUGAAUUAACUGAAAGAUGCAGUGUGUCUAAGUGAACACACACACUGACAAAUUUAAUGAAACUGAAUUUUGUUUGUGAGGGGAUGUGGUGAAUAAAAGACAGUAGAAUACUUGGCAAUCAUUGUUGUCCAAUUAACAAAUACUGCAUUUUCUUGAAUAGGUACCCACCCCUUUGGACUUAAUGUUAAACAAGCACCUCUUUCAAAUAAGCAGUGCCCCUUCCUCCUUCACUUUCAUAACAGUAGGGGCACAAGGACAUCUGAGCUGUUACUACUUCCACUGUUAUUAGAACUUUUUAAGCUUCAACUACUGUGAAAUCUGUACAGGAUAAUCAUAAGCAUUGCUCUUGAUUAAGUGGCCUCCUUCACAAUGAAAUAUCAGAUAAGCACUAAGCAUUUCUUUGAGGAAAUACGGUAGAUUCCAUGGUACCAUGCAUCUUUUCUUUAGAAGAUCAACGCAAUAUCAAAAUGUAAUAACAAAAGUGGCACACAUCAGGAACAGCUAGGUGUGUCACCGCAUUGGAAAUGUUGUGUAAUCAAUAGCUUCAAUGCAAGAGUGCUUCUGAGGUGACUGUAUUCCUCAUAGGGGUGGAAGUGGCAAAAGUUGGACAAAAUAUUUGAUUGGUAGUGGGUGACUGAGGCCUUCAAAUUAUGACCUUGUUUAAUUAAUAACCCUUUAACUCCCAUAGGUGACCAAGACAUAAUUUCUCCUUACAAUAUCAUUACAAUAUGAAGCAG